GUUGUGUGGCUCGACCUCGCCACUCCCGCUGCACCUCCGGCUGCGGCGCGCACGCUUUCUGCGCCUUCCGCUCCCGAGCCUCGCCGUCGGCUGGGCUCUUUCCUUGCAGCCGGCUCCAGACCAGAGAGGAGUCCAGAGGGUCCUAGCACUCAUCUUUGGGGCACCAUGCCCAACGACGAAGCAUUCAGCAAGCCCUCGGCACCGUCGGAGGCCGGGGCACCCCCGCAGGGCAAGACGGGGGGCUUCGGCAAAGCGGCAGGACCGCAGCUAACUAGCAACGGUGGUGCGGGAGCCGGGGGCAGCGGCGGCGGCGGCGGAGGCGGCGGCUCGGGCUCGGGCUCCGGCUCCGGGUCGUCGGGCAUGGGCUCCGGGGGCAAGAAGUCCCCGCGGCUGCCCAAGUGCGCGCGAUGCAGGAACCACGGCUACGCGUCGCCGCUCAAGGGCCACAAGCGCUUCUGCAUGUGGCGGGACUGCCAGUGCAAGAAGUGCAACCUGAUCGCGGAGAGACAGCGCGUGAUGGCCGCGCAGGUGGCCCUGAGAAGGCAGCAGGCCCAGGAAGAGGAGCUGGGGAUCAGCCACCCCAUCCCGCUGCCCAGCGCUGCCGAACUGCUUGUCAAGAGAGAGAGCAAUGGCAACAACCCGUGCCUGAUGACCGAGAGCAGCAGCCCCUCGCAGCCGGGGCCGGCCAGCACCCCCACCACUGCCGCAUCAGAGGGACGCAUGGUCAUCCAGGAUAUUCCUGCCGUCACCAGCAGAGGGCACAUGGAGAACACACCUGAUCUGGUUUCUGACUCCACCUACUACAGCAGCUUUUACCAGCCUUCUCUGUUCCCUUACUACAACAAUCUGUACAACUACCCGCAGUACUCCAUGGCCUUGGCCGCGGAUUCCUCUUCCGGGGACGUGGGAAACCCCCUCGGGGGGUCCCCUGUGAAGAACAGCCUGCGGAGCCUCCCGGCACCCUACGUGCCCAGUCAGCCGGGAAACCAGUGGCAGCAGAUGAAGAACUCGGAGAACCGCCACGCAAUGAGCUCGCAGUACAGAAUGCAUUCUUACUACCCGCCUCCCUCCUACCUGGGCCAGAGCGUGUCCCAGAUCUUCACUUUUGAGGACGGCCCCUCUUAUUCGGAAGCCAAAGCAAGCGUAUUCUCGCCGCCCAGCAGUCAAGAUUCUGGCUUGGUUUCCCUCUCCAGCAGCUCUCCCAUUAGUAACGAGAGCACAAAGGGAGUGCUCGAAUGCGAGUCCGCCUCUGAGCCAAGCAGCUUCAGCGUUACUCCGGUCAUCGAAGAGGACGAGUGAAUGGUGCCCGAUGCUUUUGGCGGUUCACUGGGAGUAGCAGGUGUAUUCCAUUUAGACACGGGGUUUGUUGUUCAUAUUUUGUCUUGACUCAGGUCGACUUAACUGUUGAGAACGUGUUUGGUUUCCACUCCUUAGAGCUUAGCCCAGGGGCCAGAAUGUAUUUGGAAUAGUUUAGGAUCCAGGACUACCAUCCACAAGAAUUAAGUGCUUUGCUCACGGAGUUAGAUAGUAGUAUCCCCUCCACCCCUACUUUGUGGAUGAUACUGGUUUACAUUGUAGUUUUCAAGAAAUACAGUAAUUCACUAAAGUAAAGCAGUACAUUUGCAUCUCAGUGUGUCAUGAUUAGAUAUUACCUCUGAUUUUAAAAUGAAAUCUUAGGUGCCUUAGACGUUUCUAUUUUAGUAUUUUAAUAAAGCUGCAAAAAUAUAAAUUUAGCCAAAUACCUGACCAGUGAGAAGAAAAGAGCAGACAAACUUAGUGAUUGUUUUAGAAAUCCACAGAAAGAGUAAAUGGAAAUACGGUGUGUUUGUGUUGCUGUUGGAAAAGCCGAGCCCUACCCCACCCCCCCCCCCAAAUCCAAAACAUGAUUGAAAUACAGUCAGAAAAAGAAAGCGCCUGAGAACCACUGCCCUUUCCAUAAAGGGUUAUUUCAAAACAACACAAUUGAAAGUAACCUCAGUAAUGCAGAAUUCCUGGAUUUGUUUCUAGAAUAAUAGGAGAGUUUAUCAUACACAUUCCUUCUGCUACAGGGGAAAAAUAAAUGGAUGCAAUCUAGACUAUUUUGUAACCUUAGGUUGUAAUCUGAUUUGAAAAUAAGUACAUCUUUAAAAGUUACUACAGAUUUCUGAGUUCAUUACUUUGUUAAAAAUUGCUUGUGGAGUACUUCCUUAUGUAACAGAAGCCAUCCUGAAAUGAAACUAGUCUAAAAAAAUUCAUUGUUCUGUGUAGUUGCAGCUGUACCUGAAAUAAAAAUGUUAUUGAUGACUGAAUUUUCUUGUGUGUAUAUUUGGUGAGCGGUAUUAAACAGGAAAAAAGAAA
Messenger RNA from Prionailurus viverrinus (fishing cat), 2337 nucleotides. It is a transcript of the gene DMRT1, whose product is annotated as doublesex and mab-3 related transcription factor 1. The record is from RefSeq and is a predicted model, not a curated record. Lineage: Eukaryota; Metazoa; Chordata; Mammalia; Carnivora; Felidae. The transcript has 5 exons. Bases 166 to 1299 code for a protein of 377 amino acids. Gene Ontology annotation, cellular component: nucleus. Gene Ontology annotation, molecular function: DNA-binding transcription factor activity, RNA polymerase II-specific; RNA polymerase II cis-regulatory region sequence-specific DNA binding. Gene Ontology annotation, biological process: sex differentiation; regulation of transcription by RNA polymerase II.